This is a messenger RNA of Neohortaea acidophila, 1226 nucleotides long. RefSeq lists its product as uncharacterized. NCBI's taxonomy places the organism in Eukaryota, Fungi, Ascomycota, Dothideomycetes, Mycosphaerellales, Teratosphaeriaceae. The record is from RefSeq and is a predicted model, not a curated record. Bases 381 to 998 code for a protein of 205 amino acids. The transcript has a single exon.
CACCCUCUCACGGUCGGCACGAAGUCAUCGCAUGCGAGGAUGAUCGCCUGCUUGUCUCGCAACGCUCGCGAAUCGGAUGUGACCAGCUCGCUCUGGCUAUAUCACAUGGAGCACGCAGCGUAUCCCGACUGUACCAUCUCGAAACGGGAUGCUCCGCCGAAGACUGAACAGAACGCACGACAGCGACCUAUGGAUCAUGUAGCUGUCAUAGUAGGCUCACAGUAUCAUGUUAUUUGGUACUUUUUGCCCGUACUACUGGUAAGGUAUCGUCUGACAUUCGCCAUUGCUCUGACUGGCUGUGAGAUUCUACGCGCCACUGCCUCGACAGUUCCGCUUUCGAGCGAAGGGAAGUUCGCUCGUUCCUUUCGCUCGUGCCAGAUAUGAGAAGGCCUCUCCAUUCUCUCCAUCCCUCUUUUCUUCCAUCGCUCACAUCAAUCUCGUGCUCGAAUCAUCGGCAUUUAACAUUAAUCGCAUUCAACACCAAUCAUAUCGACAUCAUACACAUCCGCCAUCAACAUGCAAACCAAAGCAGUUCUUCUGAUCAUCACCGCGGUUCUGGCCGUCUGCACCAUCGCCUCGCCCAUCAUCGUCCGGGACCCUCAGCUAGUCGUCCCGAAAAUCUUGUCAAACAACACCAACAUCACCACAAUCGCCAACUUGGACCGCCACAAGGACAAGCCCAAAGUCGCCUGGGACCAAUUCACCUGCGGCGGAAGCAGCAUGUGCAACGGCGGGUCCGGCAUCUUCUACAACGACCCCGGCCAGCCCAUCGAAGAAAUCCUCGGCUACUUGGAAGGGAUGGACGACACCGACGUCUUCUACAGCGCCGAGCACAUCGCCUGCUCCGCUUUCCAAUACUGCUGCUUCAUCGAGGGCGGCGACUACGGCGGGCUCAAGGGCGGCGAGGUGCGAAAGCUGGUGACGAUGAUUCGCGACCGGGGGUGCGAGAAUUGCGGGCGCAUUGGGAUUGCGGAGCUGGGGAAUCCCAAUCGUACUAAUGGCGUGCUCAAGAUCGAUGUCGUCGUUGUCAACAAGGGUGGGUGCAAGGGGUUUUGUCGGGAUCCGUUGAAAUUGCCUUGAGGUCGGUAGGUGUCGGGCUUGGCCAUUUUCGAAUGAGCGGAGGGAUGAACAGGCAGGGCGUGGACAGAGUGGCAGCAAUUGUGACCUUCUGAAGGCGUUAUACGAUAGAUAGCAGCAAGUACCAGUCUUCUAGGACGUGCACGCAG